ACAACAAUAGCACCACAAACAUCCACAAGAAUUGAAACAACUACUGGUACCCAAAGUAAAACUGCUGCUGAAACAAGCACAACAACUCAACUAUUCACAACAAUAGAAUCAACUAUGGGUACCCUAAGAAGUACAAUAGGUGAGACAACAACACCCGAAACAUCAGCAACAAUAGAAACAGCUACAGCAACCCAAACUACAACUGCUGAUGAACCAACAACACUACAUCAAAUGUCUACAACAAUAGAAACAACUACGGGUACCCCAAGUUCAGCAAUAGCUGAAACAACAACAUCUGAAACAUCAACAACAAUUGAAGUAACUACCACUACCAAAAGCAGUACCAAAGCUGAAUCAACAACAACACCUCAAACUGCCACAAUGAUAGAAACAAAUACUGGUACCCAAAGUAGUGCAAUAGCUGAAACAACACCAGAAACUUCCACAAUAAUUGAAACAACUACAGCAACCCAUACUACAACUGCUGCUGAAACAAUGACAAUAUCUCAAAUUUCCACAACAAUAGAAACAUCCAAAACUGCCCAAACUUCAACUUCUGCAGAAACAACAAAACCGGAAACUUCCACAAGCAGAGAAGCAACUAUUGCAAUCCAAAGUACAACAACUGCCGAAACGAAAGCAACACCAGAACCUUCCACAUCAAUCGAGACAACUAACGGUACCCCAAGUAGUACAAUUGCUGAAACAACAAUACCUCAAACUUCCACACCAAAAGAAACAAGUAUGGCUACCCAAAGUAGAACAAAAGCUGUAACAACAGCAACACCACAAACUUCCACAACAAUUGAAACAACUACCGCUACCCAAACUACAACUGCUACUGAAACAACCACAAAACCUCAAACUUCCACAACAAUAGAAACAACUAUGGGUACAGCAAGUAGUACAAUAGCUGAAACAUCAAAAUCAGAAACAUCAACAACAGUUGAAACAACUUCGGGUACCCCAAGUAGUACAAUUGCUGAAACAACAAUACCUCAAACUUCCACACCAAAAGAAACAAGUAUGGCUACCCAAAGUAGAACAAAAGCUGUAACAACAGCAACACCACAAACUUCCACAACAAUUGAAACAACUACCGCUACCCAAACUACAACUGCUACUGAAACAACCACAAAACCUCAAACUUCCACAACAAUAGAAACAACUAUGGGUACAGCAAGUAGUACAAUAGCUGAAACAUCAAAAUCAGAAACAUCAACAACAGUUGAAACAACUUCGGGUACCCCAAGUAGUACAAUUGCUGAAACAACAAUACCUCAAACUUCCACACCAAAAGAAACAAGUAUGGCUACCCAAAGUAGAACAAAAGCUGUAACAACAGCAACACCACAAACUUCCACAACAAUUGAAACAACUACCGCUACCCAAACUAAAACUGCUACUGAAACAACCACAAAACCUCAAACUUCCACAACAAUAGAAGCAACUAUGGGUACAGCAAGUAGUACAAUAGCUGAAACAUCAAAAUCAGAAACAUCAACAACAGUUGAAACAACUUCGGGUACCCCAAGUAGUACAAUAGCUGAAACAACAAUUAAACCACAAACUUCCAUAACAAUUGAAAAAACUACGGAUACCCAUAGUACAACUGCUGCUGAAACAACCACAAAACCUCAAUUUUCCACAGCAAUAGAAACAACUACUGCUACCCCAAGUAGUACAAUAGCUGCAACAACAACAAAACCGCAGACUUCCAUAGCAAUUCAAACAACUACCGGAACCCCAAGCAGUACAAUAGCUGAAACAACAACACCGGAAACAUCAACAACAAUAGAAAUUACUACAGUUAAUCAAAGUAGUACAAAAGCUGAUGCAACAACAACAACACCUCAAACUUCCACAACAAUAGGAACAACUGCGGGUACCUCAAGUAGUACAAACUCUGAAACAACAAUAACAACACAAACUUCCACAGCAAUUGAAACAACUAAUGCUGCACAACCUACAACUGCUGCUGAAACAACCAAGACACGUCAAAUUUCCACAACAAAAGAAACAAGUACAGAUGCCCAAACUACAACUUCUUUUCAAACAACAAAUCAUGAAACUUCCGCAACCACAGAAAAACUUUGUCAAUCCAAACUACAACAACAGGCACAACGACAGCAACACCACAAACUUCCACAGCAAUUGAAACAACUACCGGUACCCAAAGUAGUACAAUUGCUGAAACAAUAA
This is a messenger RNA of Polypterus senegalus (gray bichir), 2202 nucleotides long. RefSeq names its product mucin-5AC-like. NCBI's taxonomy places the organism in Eukaryota, Metazoa, Chordata, Cladistia, Polypteriformes, Polypteridae. The transcript has a single exon. The record is from RefSeq and is a predicted model, not a curated record. Bases 115 to 2202 code for a protein of 695 amino acids.